Diplodia corticola is the source of this 2343-nucleotide messenger RNA. RefSeq names its product carbohydrate-binding-like protein. The coding region runs from base 1 to 2343 and encodes 780 amino acids. The transcript has a single exon. Lineage: Eukaryota; Fungi; Ascomycota; Dothideomycetes; Botryosphaeriales; Botryosphaeriaceae. The record is from RefSeq and is a predicted model, not a curated record.
AUGCAUUCCGCCGUCUUGCUCCCCCUCCUUGCGGGGUUGGCUGCUGCCAAACCAAUCGCAGCCACCACCGAGGCCGCCUCCAACCCGACCCCGGAUGCUCUGCCUGUCGAUUUCCUUGCCAAUGUCGCCAUCCCGACCUACUCAACCAUCGAUGGCGUUUCUUCUCAGGACGUGCCUUACGCCACUCCUACCGCCCUGGCCGCUGCCUCGGCCGAUCAGGCCGAGACUCCCUUCAGCGUCUUCCCGGCCGCUACCAGUGUCGCCAUCAACGCCGCUGGUGAAGAUGGAGACGCCGCUUCUGCGUCUCCCACUGCCACCGCAGCCAAGCGUCGUCACUUGGCCGACAUCCAGAGGCGUUCCGCCUGCGACACCCAGGCCACCAUUGAGAGCCAGUACACCAUCGACGUGAGCAGCGCCAGCGCCUUCCGCGCCGACACUGUCAUGGCCGGUGUGGCCAAGGCUGCCGUGGUCCCCUCCGGUUACCAGAGCAACUUUGUGAACCUGGCUGGAGCGAGCAGCGCCUACGCUUAUCUGGGCUAUACCGUCGUCGACACCGGCUACGAUGUCCAGGCCUGCGCUGACCAGUGCGACGCCAAGGAGGGCUGUCUGUCUUUCAACAUUUACUUCGAGAGAGACCCGACGAUUGAGCCGGGCAAUGGCUGCACCAACCCUACUGCCUUCGCCAACGUCAAGUGCUCGUUCUGGGGCAGUGCUCUGGACGACCGCACUGCCACCAACACUGGCCAGUGGCGUGCCGAUUUCGAGGUCGCCAUUGCUGGCUCCAACGGAUACACGUCCAACAGAGUCGGUAAGACGAUUGACGGCUGGUCGGCCCCCCUCAACCUUGGCAAUGCCGCUAUGAACGCUCCCCUUUGGGAUGCUGCCGACACCUGGACCUACAUGGGCUACAAGCUCUUCCAGGAUGGUCCCUUCGACGUCAGCCUUUGCUCGGCUGCUUGCGAGGCCCAGACUGCGUACAAUGUCGCCCACCCCCCUUCUUCGGGCUACACCCCUCUGUGCGCCGGCUUUGGAACCUACCAGCUCACUGUGACUGACCGCAACACCGGCAUGUCCAACGUCGUCGGCCAGAUGUGCACCAUGUACACGUCCGCCUGGGGCGCCGAGUACGCCACUAACACGGUUGCGUGGAACGAUGCCAUCAUGACCAAGUACACGUACAGCCUCAGCUUCUUCUACUCCAACCCCGAGCUUCAGCCCGUCACUGGCGCCAACCUUGAUGCUCUCAGCGGCGAAGGCGCCUUCUGCACUUCGUACAACAGCUAUGUUGCGCCGGAGACCACCACGACCUCCACCAUCACCCCCGUGAGGACCAUCACUUCGAUCGCCUCCUUCACCGCGACGGUCACUUCCACCAGCACUGUGUCCGUCGCUACCGGCGGUAUCGACAGGAGAGACGAUAGCGACAACUCCACCGACACCGGCAUCGUCGUCGAGUAUAUCACCGCUUCCGCCGACCUGAUCCCCGCUCUGCCCAUGAACAUCCUCACCGCAGCCAACGCCUCCACCACUGCCGUCGCCACCACUCUCGCCAAGCGUGUCGCGGCCGGCGCCACCCCUGCCGCAGUCAGUGGCUGGUCCCCCCUUAAGAUCUCGGCCGCCUGCUCGCGCGUCGCCACCGGCACCAUCACCCGCACGACCAGCACCACCCUUCCGACCUCGACCGCCGUGUCUUCCACCUCGACCACCACGACCCAGACGGUCAGGACGACGACGACCGUCUACGUCGCCGCCCCGACCGAGUACCUCAUCGCGUCCGACAGCACCUACCAGCAAGCGCGCCUGACGCUGCCCUUCGCCGUGUCGGGUAUGAACGGGGGGAUGUCGAACCGCGAGGUCUCGCUCGACAAGGGCGGCUGGAUGUGCUUCGAGAACCCCUACGACAGCAACGGCAACUGGGACUACCUGCGUCUGUACUGGCAGGGGUUCUCGGCCGUCGACAUUGUCAUCAACAGCGCCAAGGGGCACUACAUCAAGGCGACGAUCGGAAACGCGCAGAACGUCGGGCAGCGCAGCAUCACGUUCCGCUGGAGGGUUGGCACGACGCAGAACGCGGAUGCCAUUUACGACUUUACCAUCACCGUGUACGAGAACACCCCUGGCACCAUCGAGAUCCGCUACAACGAGAUGUGGGCAAAUGGAUUGAACGGUUAUGUGCCGUAUAUCUCGAACUACAUCGCCAGCGUCGGUCAGAUCGUCAACGACUACAACUCGCAGGGUAGAGGCAGGUUUUUGACGUACAGCCCGUCCAGCCUGUCUCGCGGUAUGAUGGUUACCUCCAGCUUCUCGCAGAACAGGGCUUGGUUGGGAAGCUUCAACCCUUAA